CGCGCGCUCUGCGGUUGCCUCUUGACUGCGGGCCCGCCCACCUCGCGCGGUUGUCGUGGAGAGGGACGCCGAGGCGACGCCACGACAGCCAGGUCCUGUCAGUGGACGCGGACUAGAGACCCUUGAUUCGGCCACCUCCAGGGCGAGCCCCACAGAGUCCCAUCCUGCCUCCUCGCCCGCGUGAGAGUCCACAGAGUCUCUGCGGACGCCACCAGGAUGUCCGCCGAGACGAGAGCACCAACCUCAGCCUCACCCAGGACCCCGCGUCCCGGGAUCCAGAAGUCGUCCGGUGCAGUGACCAAGAAGGGGGAUCGCGGGGCCAAGGAGAAGCCGGCGACCGCCCUGCCGCCAGUGUGCGAGGAAGAGCCCAAAAAUCCUGAGGAGUACCAGUGCACCGGCGUCCUGGAGACAGACUUCACCGAGCUCUGCACACGGUCGGGCUACACGAAGUUCCCCAAAGUGGUCAUCCGGCCCUACCCGCACUCGCCCUCCGACUCCUCCUCCGUGUCGUCAAAGACCACCGUAGACGAUCAGCUGCUGUCGAGAUCCUGCAGCCUCAACAGCUUAGAGAGCAAAUAUGUGUUCUUCCGGCCCACCAUCCAGGUGGAGCUGGAUCACGAGGACAACUCCUUGACGGAAAUCUACAUCCGCGGCUGGAAGCUUGAGGAGCAGAUCCUGGGUAUCUUCUCGAAGUGUCUGCCCUCUCUCAGCCAGCUGCAGGCCAUUAACCUGUGGAAGGUGGGGCUGACCGAUAAGACUCUGACCAUGUUCAUCGCCCUCCUGCCUCUCUGCUCAUCCACGCUCAGGAACGUGUCUCUGGAGGCGAACCCCUUGCCGGAGCAGUCCUAUCACAAGCUUAUGGCAGUGGACAGCACGAUCGCGCACCUGUCUCUGCGGAACAACAACAUCGACGACUACGGGGCGCAGCUCCUGGGCCAGGCUCUGUCCACGCUGCACAGCUGCAACCGCACCCUGAUGUCGCUCAACCUGGCUUUCAACCACAUCGGGGACGAGGGCGCGGGCUAUAUCGCCGACUAUUCUGCCUUAGAAACUACUGAGAUGGUCAAUCCUCUCCUGGAACCUGUGGAGCACCGGGAUGGGAAAGUUUUCAUGCCUGGAAACAAGGUCCUUUCCCACCUCAACCUUCUCAGAAACUGCAUCACAGAGGUGGGGCUGGAGGCCUUCCUCACCACAGUGCAGUAUCAGGCGCAGUUCUUCAAGUCCAAGACAGCAUUCAAGGGCCCUGUGGGACCGCUGUGGCUGUGCCUGGAGAAAAACUGCUUCUCCCCACAAUGUCCUGCGUACAUCAUGAUCCAGAAGCUGAUGCUGACCAGCGACCCCAACAGUAAGGCCAAGCACAGGGAGGAGGCAGCCACCACUGCCUCCACCUAGCCCCAGGCCCCCACCUUCUUCCUGGAGAUUCUGGGCCAUGGAAGCAUCUCCUUUCCAUGUGUGGACUGGACCUCCGUGGGGAGAUCUCGGAUCAUUAAUAAA
Molecule: messenger RNA, 1494 nt
Organism: Vicugna pacos (alpaca)
Lineage: Eukaryota; Metazoa; Chordata; Mammalia; Artiodactyla; Camelidae
Source: RefSeq, a predicted model, not a curated record